CGUUCUCCUCUGGUAUCAUCGUAGUAGACUGAUAAAAACGGAGGAGGAGGGAGGAUAACGAAGAGAACCAACCCAUUCUUCCUUUGAAUCCUCUAUUAACGAUUCUGAAGAUUUGGUGUUUCUGAGUUUAUUAAAAAAAUGACAUUCUUAGAUUCACUCACACCAGAGAUUGUGGGUAUUGCUGUCGCUUUUGUCGCCAUCGGCGCCGGUGCUGCGUAUUUCUAUCUCAACAAGAAACCCAAUGGUUGUUUAGACUCAGAGAACUUCAAGGAGUUCAAGCUGGUCAAGCGGACUCAGCUUAGCCACAAUGUGGCUGAAUUCCGAUUCGCUCUUCCUUCACCUACUGCAGUGUUGGGUCUUCCGAUUGGCCAACAUAUAAGUUGCAAGGGAAGGGAUAGCAAUGGUGAAGACGUAAUCAAACCUUAUACUCCAACUACUUUGGAUUCAGAUGUUGGAUACUUUGAACUAGUUAUAAAGAUGUAUCCUCAAGGAAGGAUGUCCCACCAUUUCAGAGAGAUGCGUGUUGGUGAUUACCUUGCUGUAAAAGGGCCUAAGGGUCGUUUCAAGUAUCAACCUGGCCCAGUAAGAGCUUUUGGGAUGCUUGCUGGAGGCUCCGGCAUUACUCCAAUGUUUCAGGUUGCUAGAGCCAUAUUGGAAAACCCAAAAGACAAUACCAAGGUGUAUCUUAUCUAUGCCAAUGUCACAUCCGAGGACAUUCUUUUGAAGAAAGAGCUGGAUGGCCUUGCAAGUAACUAUCCUGACCGCUUCAAAGUCUACUAUGUUCUGAAUCAGCCUCCUGAGACGUGGAAUGGUGGCGUUGGUUUCGUCUCAAAGGAAAUGAUCAAAACCCAUUGCCCAGCACCUGCGUCUGAUAUUCAGAUUUUGAGGUGUGGCCCACCGCCCAUGAAUAAGGCCAUGGCUGCACACCUUGAUGACCUCGGAUACACCCCGGAGAUGCAGUUCCAGUUCUGAUUUUUUCCUAGGUUGUAUCCUUUAUUUCUCUUGAUUACCAUGCAAGUAAA
Telopea speciosissima is the source of this 1022-nucleotide messenger RNA. RefSeq names its product NADH--cytochrome b5 reductase 1. Gene Ontology annotation, molecular function: cytochrome-b5 reductase activity, acting on NAD(P)H. Lineage: Eukaryota; Viridiplantae; Streptophyta; Magnoliopsida; Proteales; Proteaceae. Gene Ontology annotation, biological process: electron transport chain. The record is from RefSeq and is a predicted model, not a curated record. Bases 139 to 972 code for a protein of 277 amino acids. The transcript is spliced from 9 exons.